Molecule: messenger RNA, 3790 nt
Organism: Calypte anna (Anna's hummingbird)
Lineage: Eukaryota; Metazoa; Chordata; Aves; Apodiformes; Trochilidae
Gene: SART3
Product: spliceosome associated factor 3, U4/U6 recycling protein
Exons: 19
Coding region: 102-2903 (933 amino acids)
Biological process (GO): RNA processing
Molecular function (GO): RNA binding; protein binding
Source: RefSeq, a predicted model, not a curated record
CAGCGGUCACCGGGCAGUAGUACGCGGUCAGGGGACAGGCGCGGCGCGAACAGCCCGGUCGCCAGGCGGAGCGCGUCGGGCUGCUGAGGGAGCUGCAUAAGAUGGCGGCGGCGGGAGCCGAGGCGGCUGCGGUGGCGGCGGAGGAGGAGAAGCGGCUGCCCGAGGGUGACCCCGAGUCCGGGGGAGACUCGGAGGAUGAAGGCGAUUCCGACUCCUCUGGAGACGGCGAAGAUGAGGAAAAGGAGAACGAAGCCGAGAUCCAGCGGCUGGAGGAGCAGCUUUCUAUCAAUGCUUUUGACUAUAACUGCCACUUGGAUCUGAUCAAGCUGCUGCGCCAGGAGGGAGAGCUGAUCAAGCUCAGGAGAGCUCGACAGAAGAUGAGUGAACUCUUCCCCCUUACUGAAGAGAUCUGGCUGGACUGGUUGAAGGAUGAGAUUAAAAUGGCUUCUGAGAGCUCUGAGAGGGAGAAAGUUUAUGAGCUGUUUGAGAGAGCUGUGAAGGACUACAUCUGUCCUGAAAUCUGGUUGGAAUAUGCCCAGUACUCCAUUGGGGGCAUUGGGCAGGAAGGAGGCAUCGAGAGAGUCCGCUCCAUCUUUGAGCGAGCGCUGACUGCGGUCGGGCUGCACGUGACCAAAGGGACAGCCCUGUGGGAAGCUUAUCGGGAGUUUGAGAAUGCCAUCCUGGAAACAGCACAGCCAGCUCCUGGCAGUGUUCCAUCUCCUGAGCAGCAGCAGGUGCUGUGCAGCCAGCUGGAGAAGAUCCACACCCUGUUCAGGCGCCAGCUGGGGAUCCCACUGCUGGAUAUGGAGGCUUCCUAUGCUGAGUAUGAGGAAUGGUCAGAAGAUCCAAUACCAGAAACAAUAAUAAAGAGUUACAAAAAAGCUCUGCAGCAACUGGAGAAGUGUAAACCAUAUGAAGAGGCACUGCUGGGUGCUGAGACCCCAAAGCUGGCAGAAUAUCAAGCUUACAUUGAUUUUGAAAUGAAAGCAGGUGAUCCAGCUCGUAUUCAGUUGAUCUAUGAGAGAGCUUUGGCUGAGAACUGCCUGGUGCCAGACCUGUGGGCUCGUUACAAUCAGUAUUUGGACAGGCAGCUGAAAGUGAAGGAAUUGGUUCUGUCUGCUCAUGACCGUGCUGUGAGGAACUGUCCCUGGACUGUGGGGCUGUGGAUUCGGUACCUCCUGGCUCUGGAGAGGCACAGAGUUGAUCAUGGCACCAUUUCUGAAAUGUUUGAGAAAGCUCUGAAUGCAGGCUUUAUUCAGGCAACAGACUAUGUAGAGAUCUGGCAGGCAUAUCUUGAUUACCUGAGGAGAAGGGUGGAUUUCACACAAGAUUCAAGUAAAGAACUAGAAGAGCUGAGGUCUGCAUUUGCACGUGCUGUGGAGUAUUUGAAACAAGAAGUAGAAGAAAGAUUCAGUGAAAGUGGAGACCCCUCCUGCACCAUCAUGCAGAACUGGGCAAGAGUUGAGGCUCGUUUGUGUAACAACAUGCAGAAGGCCAGAGAGCUCUGGGACAACAUCAUGACUAAAGGGAAUGCCAAAUAUGCCAACAUGUGGCUGGAGUAUUACAACCUGGAAAGGGCUCAUGGGGACACUCAGCACUGCAGGAAGGCUUUGCACAGAGCUGUGCAGUGCACCAGUGACUAUCCAGAGCAUGUCUGUGAGGUGCUGCUCACACUGGAGAGGAUAGAAGGAACAUUGGAAGACUGGGAUGCAGCUGUUCAGAAAACAGAGAACAGAUUAGCUCGAGUGAAUGAACAAAGAGCCAAGGCUGCUGAGAAAGAAGCUGCUCUGGCAAAGCAAGAGGAGGAGAAAGCUGAGCAAAGAAAGCAGGCUCGGGCAGAAAAGAAAGCUUCCAAAAAGGCUAAAAAAACCAGGAUUGGAGACAAGAGGAAAGCAGAUGAUGAUGAUGAUGAUGAGUGGGGACAAGAAGAAGAAGCAGAGCAGCCCAACAAGAGACACAAAGGAGAUGGUGAUGGGGUGCUACUUGAAGAAGACAUGGAGGUAGAAAUGGGGCUGUUUGGAAGAAGUGGGCCUGAAAAACCAGCAAACCAGAAGGAAAAGGCAUCUACCAGUAGGAGAGACAUCCCCAAAGUCCUACAUGACAGCAGCAAAGAUCACCUCACUGUCUUUGUCAGCAACCUUGCCUACAACAUGGCAGAGCCUGAAGUGAAGCUGAAGGAGCUCUUUGAGGGCUGUGGGGAGGUGGCAGAGGUCAGACCAGUGUUCAGCAACAAAGGGACUUUCAGGGGCUACUGCUAUGUGGAAUUUAAGGAAGAGAAAUCUGCUCAGCAAGCCCUCAGCUUGGAUCGUAAGGUUGUGGAGGGGAGACCCAUGUUUGUUUCUCCAUGUGUUGACAAGAACAAGAACCCAGACUUUAAGGUAUUCAGGUAUAGCACUACACUGGAGAAACACAAACUGUUUAUAUCUGGUUUGCCAUUUUCCUGCACUAAGGAAGAGCUGGAAGCUGUGUGUAAAGCACAUGGGAAUGUGAAGGACAUCAGGCUGGUCACCAACAGAGCUGGAAAACCUAAGGGCUUGGCUUAUGUGGAAUAUGAAAAUGAAGCUCAGGCCUCCCAGGCUGUGCUGAAGAUGGAUGGUCUGGUGGUGAAGGAGCACACCAUCAAGGUGGCCAUCAGCAACCCACCCCUCCGCAAGCUGCCAGACAGGGCUGAGGCAGGCAGGGCCCCACAGUUUGCAGUGCCACGACAGCCUUAUGGAGCGCGAGGGAAGGGAAGGACCCAGCUCUCCCUGAUGCCGCGGGCGUUACAGCGCCAGAGUCACCCUGGGGCUAAAGCUGAGAAUGGGAUGGUCCAGAACUCACCAGCAACUUCCUCCAAACCCCCUUCUGAGGAGCCUAAAAAAAUGUCCAAUGCUGAUUUUGCCAAGAUGCUACUGAAGAAGUGAGCAGGAAGUCUGGAAGCAGCGAGUCUGGUGAAAUGUGAAAUGCCUUUAUGGAAGCCAUGUUGUGUCCUUAUGCUAGCAAGGAGAGAAUCAUGUGUAAAUACCCUUCUGGACUGCUGCAGUCAUUGAGGUCAGUGUAGGAUGGUACAAAUCCAGCUGUUUUCCUCUGUUUCUAAGAGUAAAAAGAGUUAUACUGUGUUCUGGUCAAAUGGUGUUUAUAUGAUUCCUCAUAUUGAGGGUAACAAGGAGGGAAAUAUCUCCUGUAGAGGUUGGAUCCCACAUCAAGGUUUAUGAAUCCCUUGCAAAUAUUUCUCUUUCAUUAAUGAAACGAGAUGAAAUGUGAAAGCCUGGUGAUAACCUUGUUGAGCUCCACUGGUUGGUUCUGAUUGUGAUUGCUGUCAUUCUCUCUGACAAAAACCCCUCAUUUUCCACCCAAACACACCCACCACAGGGACAUCCAUCUCCUUCCAUUACCAGUUCAAUGGCAGAUGCUAGUAACCUCACCACUAUGGCCUAUUUUAGUAUCCAGAGUUUCUAUACAUAUGUGUGUAUAUGUAUAUACAUAGAUAUGUAUUCAGUUCAUGUUCUGUUCCAGUUGACCUGUUUUUUUUUUUUUUUAUAUUGUGUAUUUGUAAAAGACAUUCAAGUUGUUAUUUUUAAGUGUUAUGAGAAAAUACUUAGCUCUGGUCAUUUUGGUUUCCCAGAAAACCCAAAGCUGUACAUGCUGUUGUUGAGGACCAUUAUCCUUUUUGUUGUUUUUUUUUAUUUUUUGUUUUGCUAGCUAGCUCAUGUCUUUUGCAGGUGGUUUCUGUAUGGUUUUGUACAAAUGUGAAGUGCAAGCUGAUGUUUCUUGGUUUAUUAAACUCAAGUUCUCAAAGGUUUUCUAUAAA